Molecule: messenger RNA, 1695 nt
Organism: Mucor mucedo
Lineage: Eukaryota; Fungi; Mucoromycota; Mucoromycetes; Mucorales; Mucoraceae
Exons: 3
Coding region: 1-1695 (564 amino acids)
Source: RefSeq, a predicted model, not a curated record
AUGCUCCAAAACGCUUUUAUCGACCCGUUAAAGUGUGAAAUUACACACCGCGUUCGCUUGUUUUUCUCUUUCGUCUGGUACACGGCCAGCCUUGGUUUACUUUUCCUUUGGGGAAAAAUAGCCUCUUUCUUUGGUUGUGUCGCUGCGUCUUCGUGUUUUCGUCGACGAUGCCGGCCAAAACCAACCGUUGUAAUUGGUGAGCUCUUCGUCCUUCGUGGUGGUAGGAUAACUCCUUUGGCCACCGUUCAAAACCACCAACCUGAGCAUUUGGGUUUACCCUCUUCUCCUUCUUCUUCUGUGGCUUCGUCGUCUUCUUUGGCUCCUUCUUCUUCUGCGGCUCCUUCUUCUACAGCGGCUCGCUAUUCUUCUGUGGGCUCCUCUUCGCGUGAGGCUUGCUUUUCUUCUAUUGGACCCACUUCCACUGCUGGUCUCACUUCUUCUGCUGUUCUCUCUUCCUCUGUUGCUGCUUCUGGAUAUUAUGAGCUCAGUAAAGCACCCUUUUCGGUCCGCCCUGCCUCUGUCACGUCCAUCAAAUUGAACAUGACGUGUUACUCUUUGGACUGUGCCUGUGUUGCUGGUUUGCCUUGUCUUUCUGGUGGUAGGAUGCCUUCCUUCCGUCCUCCCCUCCAAAGGUAUUCGUCUUCUGUCUCUUUUGGUAUUGGCUGCGAAGCCAUUACUAAAGCUUGUCUUAAGGCUGACGUUGGUUCUCUCGGUUUCGGUCGAGACUGUUCGCCUUCCGUCGUCUCGUCCUUGACCUUUGGUCAAGCUUUUCCUCUUGGUGACUUUGCGGCUUCUAGUCGCAGCUUGCCUGCGGUUGAUUCCGCAAUGGACGUUGACGACGUUUCUGUCCCUGUGUCUGGGGAAUCUGGUGUCUUGGGUCUGGCUGUGGCUUCUGCUACUCUUGGUUCUGGACUUUCUGCUGCUUCUUCUUCUGCGGCUGAAGAGCUUUGCCAUGUGUCUGUGUCUCCUCUUGGGGAUAACGUGCUGUCUGCUCCUGUUUUCUUGGCUGGUGCUGAGAUCGGUUCGGUUGUUGGAAGUUGCUCUGCUGGUGCAGAUUCUGCCGUAGCGGAGGUCCCAGCUGUUGCUUUGCCUCGUCCUGUGGCAAUUCCUCGUCGUCUUGGGUCCGGUCGUUGUGUUGCUGUUUCUUCGGCUGUUGUAGCUGAUGCCGUUGCAGGUACAGCCGUAGAUGCUCCGCUUGCUUCUCCUCCUUUCUCGCCUUCUCCUUGUGAAAAACGUCAGCGUGGGGAUAAGCGAAAAAAUGACGCUCCUCCUCCUACCACAACCGUUCGUCCUUGCUUUGUUCCUCGUUCUGGUGACGUUUCUUCGUCUGUUGCAGUGCCGUCCGUUGUGACUCCUUUGUCGGUCCUUCCGACAUCUAACGUUGGCUUUGGCUCUUCUGUGGCUUUUGUCACUCCGGUGACUGCUUUUUCCUCUGUGGCUGUUGUCCCUCCUGUGUCUUGUCCUGCUUCUGUCUCGUCCGUCUCUUCUGUCUCUUCUGUCCCUGUCAUUGAGGGAUCUUCAAUUACUGUCUCUCCCGUACGCCCAAUCGCUAAACCACGGGUAGCGCAUUACGAAAAGGCGAGGGAGAGACUAGUAUUGAAGGCCCUCUUCGAUAGGGCUGAAAAAGAAGAAGAAGAAGCCGACAGAAAAGAAAAAGAAAAAGCGGAUGGACGUUCUUCCUCGGGAAGAAGAUAA